This is a messenger RNA of Phialemonium atrogriseum, 1234 nucleotides long. RefSeq lists its product as uncharacterized. The record is from RefSeq and is a predicted model, not a curated record. Lineage: Eukaryota; Fungi; Ascomycota; Sordariomycetes; Cephalothecales; Cephalothecaceae. Gene Ontology annotation, cellular component: precatalytic spliceosome. The coding region runs from base 116 to 1006 and encodes 296 amino acids. Gene Ontology annotation, biological process: RNA splicing. The transcript has a single exon.
CGAGAUUUCCACCAACCUCUCUCCCAUUCUAGUUUUUGCAACCCCAUCAUCCACGGUGUCAACAGAAGCAGGAUCAAGCACCCAACCCGCAACACCAGACCUUGCGUUAGCCAACAUGUCGGACAGACCACCCAAGCGGCCUCGUCAUGGAGGCGAGAAGUCCCUCCAGGACGGGCCCGACCGCCGCAAUCGCAAGGCGGAAGCCGGCCGGGACCGCGACCGACGCGACAACCGCCGGGACGACGACGACGGCAGAGAGCACCGCCAGUAUCGUGCGCGUUCGGCGGAGAGGCAGGACCGGAAGCGGGACGCCGACCGCCGGAGAGACGAGGAGCAGAGCAGAAAGCUGGGCCGCGACAAGGAUCGCGAAAAGGGGCGGCAGCGGGAUAGGGACGAUAGGCCGAGGGACGGGGAGCCCAGGCCAAAGAAAGGUGAGUCUGUCCCUGCAGAAAUAUCGGGGGUUUGUUUUCCCAGAAGGCUAACCCUCCAUCUCCUAGACAAAGGCCACAAUUCAAGAGACCGUGAUCCGGCCCGCGACCCAGAGCGCUCUGCAUCACCGCGCCGCUCUGCCAGCCCUUCAAGAGGGAAAGCACAUGACCGAGAGCCGAAUGUCCCCCGCCGGCCGAAGAAGGAGAAGGCCAGCACUCCGUCGGCGCCGUUGUCUUUCAAGAUGGGUGCUCAAGACGGAGAGCAGAGCAGAGGGAGAGACCGUGAGCAGGACAGCGGAGCUGCUAGCCACAAUACUCAAGAGGAAGCCGUGAGCAGGGGCAAGCGAGACGACACAGCAAUGGAUGAGGACGACCAGGACGAUGACGACGUCGUGGUUAUGGACGAUGACAUGGAAGCGAUGAAGGCGAUAAUGGGUUUUGGAAGUUUUGGUACGACUAAAAACACCAAAGUUACCGGCAACAAUAUUGGGGCGGUGCGUAAAGAGAAGAAGACCGAGUAUCGGCAGUACAUGAACCGGGUGGGCGGGUUCAACCGCCCACUCAGCCCCGGUCACUAGAUUUGGCAAGCACCGUAAGCCACUGGUCCUCGAAGGGCUGCGAAGGCUCGAAUUGGCGUCUCUCAAGUUCAGUUUUGAUACCCCGACAGCUUUUACAGGACUCGUAGUCUGUCGAUAUCCUAGGCACAGAUACAAUGAAUAUGAGCUUGGUCGCAAUUAAUUACCUACCUCCUUCCUCAGACACUGCUCGGACCUUGCCCUUUUGAUAGACCACUCAUUCUCCUCGUG